Messenger RNA from Mesorhabditis spiculigera, 131 nucleotides. The record is from the annotation of a GenBank genome assembly. Lineage: Eukaryota; Metazoa; Nematoda; Chromadorea; Rhabditida; Rhabditidae.
UCAGCGGACACCCGGGAGGCCACCACGGCUUCUCCGGAGCUCCCUUCACCGGAUCGGGACGCCCUGAUUUUGGACGCUUCACCGGCUCCGGACGCCCUGACUUCAAGGGAUUCCCCACCACCCCGAAGGCA